CGCGCAACCAAUGCGGAUGGAGUCCAAAGCUAAGUUUCGAUCGUGGAGAACCGGAGAACGCAAAACAGUUCCCACUCGACGCUACAAAAUCUACAUUUCAACGUGAAAAAGUCACAAAAAAGAAGGAACACCGAGCCCUUUUCGUGUGGCCGUUAAAAGUGGAAAAAAGUAGAUCGCCUCGCGGUCGCGAGUUCGGGGGCUGUGAGACGUAGUGGGUUUAGGAAUUUGCUUGCGACUGCUUCCGCUUCUCAUUUAUAGAAGAAAAAUUCACGUCAAAAGGCGUGUCCAUCGCCCUGUGCUUUGCCGGCGUGUUUCACGACCAGCAGGUUGCAGGAGCAAUUUUCUCCAGAAAUCGAGAGAAACUCGGGAAUCCAAGUGUCAGUGUCAGCUUCUGUCCGGAAAUUGGAAAAACCCAGCUGUCAAGAAAAUAGGCUAGUCUAGCAAGAUGUCAACGGCUCUACUCGCUCUUUUCGCUGUUAUCCUCUGCAUCCUUUUCAGGAUUCUAAAUGUCAACAGUGCACCUCAAAAACCAGCCUUGGUCUGCAAGGAUCAGACUUUCCUCGCCACAGUUCUCAAAAUCGCACCUGUAAUCACUGAGACGUACAAACCAACGAGAUUAUGGGGUUUCAGUGGACAUGUUCAGACAAUUAUCCACAGCAUAAUUGGAAGAGUUCGGUGUCCAUGGCCAAUAGGAGAACGAGUUUAUAUUCGUCUUCCAGACGAAACUACACUCACUUACGAUCUUUACGAGCCCCUAACUAACAGUCACGAAGAUGACGUGACGAUAGCAAUUUGUCCAGGAAUUGGAAACAGUUCCGAAAGUGUCUACAUCCGAACUUUUGUGCAUUUUGUUCAGUGUCAUGGUUACAGAUGUGCAGUUCUGAAUCACGUUGGAGCUCUCUCCAGUGUAAAAGUCACUGCGCCAAGAAUAUUUACAUACGGUCACACGGAUGACUAUCAUGUUAUGCUGCAGAGCUUAGCAGAAAAACAUCCAAACACAAGGAUAGUGUGCGUAGGAUUUAGCCUGGGAGGAAAUCUAGUAACCAAAUAUAUGGGAGAACGAGGGAAGGAUAAGAUGUCAAGCAUCAUAGGUGGUAUUUCAAUUUGCCAGGGCUACAAUGCCAUUGAGGGUACAAAGUUUCUCUUAAAUUGGCAGAAUUUCAGACGUUUCUACCUGUAUAUAAUGACAGAAUCGGUUAAGAAUAUUAUUCUGAGGCACAAGUACGUACUUCUGUCCGAGGAUGUUAAACAGAGGCAUGGAUUGAUAGAAAAAGACAUUGUUUCGGCUGCUACUUUGCCAGAAUUGGACGAAGCCUAUACGAGAAAGGUACACAAUUUUAGAUCCGUGAAGGAUCUCUACAAGUGGAGCAGUUCGGCAUUUUAUUUAGAGAAUAUCGCGACACCUAUGGUGUUUAUUAACGCCGUUGAUGAUCCCAUUGUUCCUGAGGCGUUACUAAAACCAAUUAAGGAUUUUGCUGCUAGUCAUCCGAGUGUUUUGUACGUCGAACUGGCUCACGGUGGUCACCUGGGAUUCUAUGAAGGAGGUCUUCUCUAUCCAAAUCCAAUAACAUGGCUGGAUCGCAGUCUCGUCGCCCUCGUGGGAGCCCUAACUUUAGCGAAUGCCGACCGAGAGUUAAAAGCUUCUUAACUCUAUAUUUUCUAAUUAUAUCUUCAAAAAUCUAAUUUUCCUCUCAAGGAAAUCCGCAGCUUGUCUCGAUCGACUCGACUCGAGACUUGUGCGAAAGUGACUGAAUUUGUGAGAAAAAAAAAGCUUUGGUUAAUUGUAGCCUCUCGAGCGAAGCUAGAGAUCUAAAGACCCUAAGUUUAACAAAUUAUUAUCAAAGAAAUUUGUGUUUUUUUUUUGUUUUUUAUUGCCGGGAUUGUAAAUGCACUUUUUUUUGACUCAAUUUAAAAUUGGAGAAAUUUCGAUUUAUCUUUUGAAUUUGAUUCUUGAAUAUCUUUGGAUUCUCUAGAAGUGUGUAGAGAUGUUGUUUCUGAAAGAACGCGAGAAUCGUAUUAUACUUAAGUCUUCGCUGUAUUUUGUACAUGUAAUUUUUGCUCAAUACAGCGCAUAUUUUUGCAGUUACAACGA
This is a messenger RNA of Belonocnema kinseyi, 2092 nucleotides long. It is a transcript of the gene Hydr2, whose product is annotated as abhydrolase domain-containing protein 2. Gene Ontology annotation, cellular component: sperm plasma membrane; sperm flagellum. Gene Ontology annotation, biological process: medium-chain fatty acid catabolic process; acylglycerol catabolic process; sperm capacitation. NCBI's taxonomy places the organism in Eukaryota, Metazoa, Arthropoda, Insecta, Hymenoptera, Cynipidae. The record is from RefSeq and is a predicted model, not a curated record. The transcript has 7 exons. Gene Ontology annotation, molecular function: acetylesterase activity; monoacylglycerol lipase activity. Bases 446 to 1648 code for a protein of 400 amino acids.